AUGUUGUCAACAUCGUUACGCCGGGCCGCCUGGGCGCCUCUGUCCGGCAUAACCCUGCCUGUCCAAAACGUGCCCUCGACCGGCCUCGUCGGUGUCACCCGCAAACUGCACCAGCGCCGGUACUCUUCCUCCUCUUCAUCCAAACCCCCGGUCCCGCCUAGCGAUGGCUCUCGUCGCAUGGAUACCUCGACUCCCGCCAAGAGCGUGAACUCAUCUGGUGAGAAGAGCAAGGCGGCCCGCCGCCGUGGAAAGGAGAACGGCGCUCGCAACAACCAGCAGCAUGCGGCAUUCUCGAAUCUCCCGAGCGUCCCCUCGACACAGCACAGACAACCACAUGACGUCCAUGUUGCCUCGUUCUUCUCCAUCCACCGUCCGAUCUCGGUCACAACCACGGUUCCCCCGACCUCGUCCGCAGAAGCUUUCGAUGCGCUCUUUUCCUCAAAGAAGUUUAUGAAGAACCAGCCGGAAGAUGUCAUUCUCACUCUUUCCAACACCGCUCAGUCCAUGGAGAACAUGGCUCACGGCAUGGAGGGUGAAGAUCAGUUCGGCCAGCUCCAGCGCAGCUUCGCAAGUGAUGCCGACGGUGAGCUCCGCAUGCUCGAUGGCCCCGAGGCCAAGAUGACUGUGGAGGAGUACACUCGUCGCCUUCGUCCGUUCCACCCUCCUCCUCCCCCAGUCCCGAUGGACAUGAACGCCAACUCCGAAGCCAUGGAAGCCGCCGAGGCCGAGAACCAGGAGGAAUUCUCGACAUACUCGACCGUUCUCACUAUCCGCGAGUCUCGCCACGCCGACGGUCGCAAGACCUACGAGGCCUCGACUGGUCCCUUCGUCCGCGACAUGGAGACUCCUGCUGGUGAACAGGAGGGCGUCACCAUUGAUGCUCCCAGCGGUACCUCUGGCAUGACCUAUGUCGAGCGCCUUCGCCACAACCGUUCUAUGCACGCUAUCAGCACCAAGAGACGGCGCAAGGUCAAGAUGAAAAAGCACAAGUUCAAGAAGCUGAUGCGACGGACACGCACUCUUAGACGGAAACUUGACAAGGCAUAG
This is a messenger RNA of Penicillium argentinense, 1047 nucleotides long. RefSeq names its product mitochondrial 37S ribosomal protein mS38. The coding region runs from base 1 to 1047 and encodes 348 amino acids. Lineage: Eukaryota; Fungi; Ascomycota; Eurotiomycetes; Eurotiales; Aspergillaceae. Gene Ontology annotation, cellular component: mitochondrion. The transcript is spliced from 2 exons. Gene Ontology annotation, biological process: mRNA processing. The record is from RefSeq and is a predicted model, not a curated record.